Messenger RNA from Silurus meridionalis, 8757 nucleotides. RefSeq names its product leucine-rich repeat kinase 2 (gene lrrk2). Bases 1 to 7659 code for a protein of 2552 amino acids. Lineage: Eukaryota; Metazoa; Chordata; Actinopteri; Siluriformes; Siluridae. Gene Ontology annotation, molecular function: protein binding; ATP binding; protein kinase activity. The record is from RefSeq and is a predicted model, not a curated record. Gene Ontology annotation, biological process: protein phosphorylation. The transcript has 51 exons.
AUGUCAGACAUGGUGAACAAGGAGGAUUUGGAAGAAAGCCUGAAAAAGCUGCUUGUUCGGCUGAAGAACAAUUUAGAGGAGGUAAAGCAGUUGAGCACAAUAGUUCAGAUCACCCAGGAUCUUCUGUUCCUCGCGCACACAGACGAGUGCGAAGAGCUUUUUAAAGAAAAAGAUGUCCAUCAGCCAUUGACGCUCCUGCUGUCAUCAUGCAUGAACAGCACAUUUCAGCAGGUGGGAUGGUCCCUGCUGUGCCGGUUGAUGGAGAUCUGCCCCACCACCCUGGACAAACUGGUCCACCCGCUGCAAGCUGGAAAGGACUGGGGUGGUUUAGGCGUGCACCAACAGAUUCUGAACACGCUGACUUUGCAUCAAAAAGACCUAAAAGUCAUAAUGGUAGGGCUGCGAGCUCUAGCCUUGUUGCUGAAGUCAGAUGAAAUGACACUGCUGGUUCUAGAGGAGGAUGUGGAUGUGUUUGGGCUGGUGGUGGAGGCUAUGAAGGCUUUUCCUCACAGCGAGGAGCUCCAGCUCCAGGGCUGCUCUGCUCUCUGCCUCCUGCUGAAGAGAGUUCCCGAGGAACAUCAGGUGGAGUUUAUUGAGAAGAAGGAUCAUGCCGUGGUUCUGAAUGUGCUCAGUAGCUUUAAAGACAGUGAAAAUGUGGUGUUGUCUGCACUGCAGGUUCUUAUACCACUGACUGAGCCUGCAAGUAAUGUAGAGAUUCUGAUGUCCAAGACUGAAAAAUGCUACAGCUUCAUGUGUCAGGCAGUGGAGGCGUUCCCGCAGUCAGAGGCUGUACAGGAGGUGGGGUGCUGCCUGCUGCACAAAUGUACUUUAGGUGGGCAAAAGGCAGUCUCAGGAAUCAUAACAAAAGAAAGCUACUUUGAAGAUUUGGUGCUGAAUGGUGCGCACAGAGUGUUAAUGAAAGCAUGUCUCUCCUACCCUGACAAUGGCAAGAUCCAGGCUGCUGCACUCUCCUGUUUCUCUGCACUCACAAAGACAAUUCUGGAGAAUAAAGACCUCAAGAAGACAUGCAGUGAGGAUGAGGGUGACAGAGGCAAAGAAGAUGGUGAAGAUAGUAAUGAUAAAGAAAGCCUGAUUUGGAGAGAGGUUUGCUGCACGGCAUUAGAGCGACACACUGACAAUGCUGAUGUGCAGGAGGCUGCUUGCUGGGCAUUAAACAACUUGCUGCUCUAUGGCAGUAUACAAAAUAUAUAUGAGGAACCAAAAGAAAGGCCUCCUUUGUAUAUCCAGGUCAUGACUCUGAUACUGGUGCCCUCCUCAAGUUUUGGUGUGUUUCAGGCAGCUGCAUCAACAUUAGGCACCCUCGUGCGCAGACACAGUAAGAUGAGGUCUCGGCUUCUAGCCAGUGGCAUUCAUUACAACAUUGUGGAUCUGAUGAGGAAACAUGCCAACUCCAAUGAAGUGUGUGAAAGUGCCUGCAGGCUUCUAUACACGCUUUUUCAGGGAGGAACUGUGAGUCUAGACGAAGGGAACAUGGCUCUGGGUCAGAUUUUGACCGCCAUGAGGGAUCAUAACUUCCAGUCUGAGGUACAGCUGGAAGGGCUGAGAGCCAGUCUGGUGCUCCUUAACCCAGACCGCAGUUUGAGGGAGCAUGGUGUAUCCGUAGCAGAUCCAGACACAUCAGAUGUGUCUUUGAAAGUUUUAAAAAAUCAGUGUGUAAUAGAGGAAGCUCAUACUGUCUACCUUCAAGCCUUAAACAGGUUCAUCAGCAGUGAGGAUAUUCAGGAGUGUGGGCUUGCUGUUUUAUCUGCUCUGGCUGAUAGUUCUGGAGCUGUUGAUGUUAUGUGCCAGCAGGGUGCGAUAGACACAGUGCUGCACACAUUACAGAUGUUUCCUAAGAAAAGCAAGAUUCACUACUGGGGUCUGAGCCUUCUGUUUCAGCUCAUCUCAAAAAACAAGCUGUCACGUAUGAUGGAGCCCGUGUUGGUGUCGGUUCUUGUCGCCUCUGUGAGGCAGCAUCAGGGCAGUGAAGAAAUGAGGCUGAAAGGUUUUCAGGUUAUAUGGAAAUUAUUGGACAUCUACUCUGGAGCAGCAGCUGAUCUGGAGAAAGAAGGUUUUGAGAAAGACAUUUUCCAACAGUUGAGGGAAAGCACUUCUGCACAUAGAGAUGGUCUAAAGCUAAGCUGUCUGUGUCUGUCAAAGAUGGUGAUGGACAGUGAGAUCCAAUAUCGCAUGCUGGAGAGGGCAUGUGAGGAGGGUGACGUCGUCAUGGCCGAGUGUCUUAUACAGCUGGGAACUGAUGUUAAUAAAAAAACCAAGACAGAGUCUCUCAUAUAUCAGGUAUGUGAGAAUGGCGGGCCACUGGCUCUGGUCGAGGUGCUGGUCAGUAGUGGUGUACAUGAGCAGCAGUUGCGUGGGGCUCUGAGUGUGUGUGUGAAGAGGAGAGACGGUCCUCUAGUCAUCCUCCUGUUGGCACGUCUUGGUCUGGACCACACCAGCAGCGCCCUCUGCUUGGGAGGCUUCAGGCUUGGCUAUCUUGAGGCUGCAUGGCUUAAUGCACUUCUCUCUGAGCACAGAGUUCCCCCUACUGCAAAAAAGAGGAACAGUAAAGGGAAAUGGCUGGCAAAACAAAUAAAGUCCAUGCAGAAGAAGCGGAGUCCAAUUGGUAUUUUGGUGUCACAGAACACUACAGAAUAUUUCUCUGAUGAUGAGAGUGAUGAGUCUUUUUACACCUCUCUGGAUGACAGUGUGUUUUCAGCAUUUGAAGACAUCGAAAGUGAUGGAAGUGAUAGUCCUGCUUCAGGGAGGAUGUACUGUGAUUCACCAGAUGAAUUGAGAGGGCUCUCUAAAAUGAGACAGCAGAUGCGAUCUAGAUGUGCCAUUUCAGAGAAAAGCAAUGGUGACCCCGAUCUCAAGGAUUCCUUUAAAAAGAGACUUUCAGGCAGGCAGGGCCAGAUCCAAAGAGGACUGCUGUUUUCUGAGAGUUCUUCUCCUAGGGGAUCACUGGCAAAUGUGGACAGAGAUCAUAUCAAACUUCUGGAUCUAUCAGGCAAUGAGCUAAUCUCUCUCUCAUGCUUGAUGGAUGAUACUGUCCAACAACAGCUAGAGCAUUUACUACGCCUGAAUUUGAACAACAACAGCCUAGCUGAAUUUCCCAGUGGUCUCUGUCAGAGUUUGAAAAGUCUGACUAGGUUAGAUCUUCAAGACAACCAUUUGCCAUCCCUUCCUGCUGAACUGUUGAGCCUACCAUCAUUAAGCAUGCUGAAUGUGUCACACAAUGAUCUCGGUCCUGAGCUUUGUUUGGACCUACGUGUUUGCUGCCCCUCGCUCUGCCAGCUGAACCUUUCUUUCAACCGCAUUACUGUUUUUCCAUACAAACUCACCCAAACCAUGGAAAAACUUGAAGAACUCUCACUGGAGGGGAAUCAAAUCUCAGAACUCUCCCUUCCGCUCUGUCUUCCUGAAAUCAAGGUGUUUGAUGUUUCAAAGAAUAAAUUAACAAUAAUCUCUGAUGAUUUAUUGUCUGCAUGCUCCAAGCUGGAAACUUUCAAUGCCUCAAUUAACCAGCUUAGUUGUUUAUUACAACUUCCUUCUAAAAUAAGAACCCUGAAAUUAUCCCAGAACAACUUUGAAAGUGUUCCUGAAACAGUUAUCAAUCUUCCAAAUUUGCAGUCACUGGACAUGAGGAGUAACAGUAUCAGGGUUCUGCCAGGUCCAGCUGCGUGGACUAGUGCUAAUUUAAGAGAAUUGAUAUUCAGCGAAAACCAGAUCUCUGUGCUGGACCUCAAAGAACCUGUAUAUAAGUGGACCCAUCUCGAGAAACUGCAUCUGAGUGAUAACCAGCUCACUGAGCUUCCUCCUCAGAUCGGGCUGCUGGAAGAGUUGACCUCUCUGGAUGUCAAUGGUAACUGUGGUCUGCGCUCUUUUCCUGAUGAGAUAGGUAAGCUAGUUCGGCUGUGGGAUUUGCCCUUGGACAGACUGCAGCUUCAGCUGGACCUCAAACACAUCGGUAACAAGACCAAAGACAUUGUCAGACACUUUCAGCAUCGUUUGAAAAAGGCUGUUCCAUAUUUCCGGAUGAAGUUAAUAGUGGUAGGGAAUACAGGCAGUGGGAAGACCACUCUGAUCCAGCAGCUGAUGAAACUUAAGCGUUCUUCAUGGUUCUUUGGCACUCAUUCUUCGAUCUUCACUGUGAUAGACUGGCACAUCAGAGACCGUGAUAGAAAAAAAAUGGUCUUGAAUGUUUGGGAGGUCUCAGGGGGAGAGGAGAACAGUGGCUCUAAUUCUCAAUUCAUGAGCUCUAGAGCGCUCUACUUGGUGCUGUAUGACCUGAGUAAAGGAGCUGGUGAACUGGACACUAUCAGAGAUUGGCUCUUCAAUAUCAAAGAACUUGCCCCUGUCGCUCCUGUGAUUAUAGUUGGCACUCAUUUGGACAUAUGUGAAAAUGGCCAAGUACAGGAAUGUGCUUUUAAGAUUCAGGAGGAAAUUUUGUCCCAGCCGCUUUUCCUCAACAUUAGGGAGCGCUACAUGCUGUGUGCCUGUGAGGAGUCGGACUCUAUCAUCAGACUGCGGAAGGCCAUUGCCAGAGAGGCCAGUAGCUUUAAGAUCCAGGGACAGCCAGUGAUGGGGCAGCUGGUUCCGGAUUGUUAUGUUGAGCUGGAGAAGAGAAUUCUGAAGGAGCGGAAUCAUGUACCUGUUGAGUUUCCUGUCCUCAGACACCAACGCCUCCUGCAGCUCAUUAAGGAGAGCCAGCUACUGCUGGAGGAGGGAGAACUUGCUCAUGCAGUUCGCUUCCUCAGUGAGACUGGUGUGCUGCUGCACUUUGAUGACCCGGCAUUGCAACUCAAAGACUUAUAUUUUAUUUAUCCCCAGUGGCUCUGCAAAACCAUCUCACAGCUUCUGACUCAGAAGAGUCUGUGCAAGAGCUCUAGAGGGGUGAUGCAGCGCUCAACUGUGGAAACAUUUCUUAGUGAGAGCUGCUGCUUCCCAAAAGAUCACCUCGUUCACUACUUCAGACUGUUGGAGAAGUUCCAAAUCGCCAUGCCCUUGGGCGACGAGCAGCUCCUGGUGUACGGCAGCUUGACUGAUCAAAAGCCAAUGAUUGAGAUUCCUCACUGUGAGAAUUCAGAGAUCAUUGUAAGGGUCUUUGAGAUGCCUUAUUUUCCCAUGGGCUUCUGGUCCAGAUUGAUCAGUCGGCUACUGGAGGUUUCCUCUUUCAUGCUCCAGGGUAGAAAGAACGCUUUGAGGCCAAAUCGAAUUUACUGGAAGACAGGGGUAUACCUGAACUGGUCUGCUGAGGCAUACUACCUAGUGGAAGCCUUUUCAGAUGUGAACAGCUCUGCAAGCUUUGUUAGGAUAACUGUGCCUUGUUCCCGUAAAGGUCAUGUGUUGUUAGGCCAGGUGGUUGAUCAUAUUGACUCUGUGCUGGAGGAAUGGUUUCCUGGCCUCCUCAACACCGAUGUACAAGGGGACGGAGAGACAUUGCUAAAGAGAUGGGCAUUAUACAGCUUUGAUGACACAGAGGACUGGAACAAGAUGCUGCUACAGGACCUUCUUAAACACACUAAUAAAGAUGGUCUCUUAGUGAGCCCAGAGAACCCUCACUGUACAAUCCCCACCUCCCAGAUCUGCCCUGACUUGCUGCUGAGUGAUCAACCAGCUAGUAUCAUGUUGGACCCAGAGGAGCUAGAAAUGGAUCUCUCCAAAGAGUACUUGCUUGGAAAUGGAGGUUUUGGCUCAGUGUACAGAGCAGUAUACAAAAAUGAAGAUGUCGCUGUUAAGAUUUUUAACCAACAUGCAUCUGAACUUUAUGUCCAUAGAUUAAUAAGACAGGAGUUGGCUGUAUUAGGCAGACUGCACCAUCCCAGUCUUGUGGAACUUUUGGCUGCAGGAAGCUCCCCCCAUCUGCUGGUGAUAGAACUGGCACCCUGCGGUUCUCUCGACUCAUUGUUUGAACAUGAGAACUGCAGCCUUAAUCGCAAACUGCAGCACAGGAUUGCACUACAGGUGGCUGAUGGUCUCAGAUAUUUGCACUCUUCUAUGAUAAUCUACCGGGACCUGAAACCUCACAAUGUGUUGUUGUUCAGUCUUAAGACUGACUCAGAGAUGAUAGCUAAGCUCACAGAUUAUGGAAUCGCUCAGUACUGCUGCAGUAUGGGUGUCAAGAGCUCUGAAGGCACUCCAGGCUUCAGAGCACCAGAGGUUGCCCGUGGUAAUGUAAUUUAUAACGUUCAAGCAGAUGUGUAUUCAUUUGGUCUGCUGCUAUAUGACCUUUUGACCUGUGGAGAGAGAAUAUCAGAUGGUCUAAAGUUCCCCAGUGAGUUUGAUGAAAUAGCUGUUCAGGGAAAGCUACUCGACCCAGUGAAACACUACAGAUGUUCACCUUGGCCAGGCUUUCAGAACCUAAUGAAGGAGUGUCUGAGAGAGGACCCAGGGAGCAGACCCACAUCUGCAAAGGUGUUUGACUGUCUGAACUCAGGAAAGAUGUUGUGUUUGAUUAGUGAGCUGACCCUACCUGGGCUCUCCUGUGAGUGUUUCACUGCCACUGGUUCCAGCAGAGGUUUGGCUGGAAGUGUAAAUAGUGGCGCUGGAGCUCAAAUAUGGAUUGGUGGUGGAAGUAGCAGCCAGAAGCGUGGCUUUGUCACAGGUGUGGAUGUAGAGACAGAGAAACGAUCUAUGCAGGAGAUAGACAAAAGCCCCGUCCUCUGCCUGGUGACUGUCAAAGUGCCUGGCGAGGUCCACGACUGGUUAGUUGCAGGAACGCAGAGUGGCUCUCUGGUGGUUAUGGACACAAGAAACACAACAGUUUUGCACUGUUUACAGAGUGCAAAGGAUGCAGUAACCUCACUGUACUUUCACAAACCUUUUCAAUGCAGCUGCUUAAAGAACUACCUGUUAGUGGGAACAGCAAACGGAAUGCUUAUUAUCUAUGAAGAUUCAGUUCUCAAGUGUGCUGAUGGUGCUCCAGUUAAGCUUGUGCAGGUUGGGAAUGCGAACACACCCCUCAUGUGUCUGGCUCCAUCUGGCUACUAUCAGGAUCACACCACUCUGUGGGCUGGCUGUGGCACCAGGGUGCUCUCUCUAACUGUGGACUAUGACAUCUCUAAGAGUAUAGACACCAGAUCCACAUUGCAUUAUCAGCGGCGUCCUUCCAGCAGUGAGGCAUGUAUCUCUCGGCUGGUCGUUGACAAGUAUGUGUACCUGAGCAAAAAUAGAGGACACAGUGUGGAGGUGUGGGAUAAGAAGAGUGGGAAGAUGAUUGACUUCAUUGACUGUGUGCAGUUACUCAGGAAGGCCAAAGCAGUGAGUGCUGACAGUUCCAAAGAAAUGGAGUCUUUGUGGGCUCAUGUGAAGGCUCUGCUGGUUCAGCCUAAUGGCACUUUAUGGAUAGGAACUGGAUCUGGACACAUCCUGCUGGUGGAUCUCGCUACAUGUCAGCUACUGCAGGUUAUCAGCACUGACUGCCAGUCAGUGCGUACUAUGGCCUCAGUGCUGAUUGGAACCCAAGGCCAAAAAAGUAGGAUUCUGAUGUUGGGAAGACGUGUUCACGUGUCUCAAGAGAAGAUCAAAUCUCAGUCAAACAAGGAUGCUGUGUUGAUGAUAUGGAGUAGUACCCUGCCUCAGGAAAUAAAAGAUCUGAACAGGCACUGUGAGUUGCGAGAGCAGAUUGCAUUCAAAAUUCAAGAAGAGGCCUGUGAUUGAACUUUAUUUUCACAUCUGCUAAACGUAUUACUAGGGUAAUUUACCACGUUAUUGUUCACCAAUUGUGAAUUUGAGUAAUUUUAUUUUUAAAGGAAAGGAAGACUCAUAUGUGAAUUACUUGUUUAAAAUGCUGCACGUUGAAGGGAAAGCUCUUUGUACACUAAUUUUUAUUUUUAUUUUGUUUAGCCAACAUAUAAAAGCUAAAUUGUCUCUUUUGCAUGAUAUUUUAUAAUGUUCAUUUAGAACAUUUAAACUGGUAUCUACAUAUGCAUGAUUUUACAUUGUUCUUGUAAACGUAUUUUAAAAUCUCAUUGAUCAGGUUGCUGGAGAAUUGUGACAGUGGUUAUAGAAUAGUCAAGCUGUCAUGAAAUAUUUGAUAACUUAUAUAUAUCUUAAGCUUGUGAUUCCAUUCUAAACUAUGGUGUCUUUAAGAAUGGUAUGAACGUAGGAAAUAUGGUCUAAAGAAUUACAGCAGUAUAUGACUGAAACAUCUAUGUUACUGUAAUGUUUAUGGUGCAUUAUAAUGUUUGUUGCCUUGAGUAAAGGCUAUAUAUUUAUAUACAAACACUAUAAUAUACAUUUAAACAAAAUACUAUAUAUAUUAUAUUUAAAAGUAUAUCAUGUAUGUAAUACUUAAUGUCUAUCAAAAUGUUUUGCUCCAAUGUGCUGAUAACUUUAUUGCAUCCUCCUCCUACAUCUCUAAGGGUCCCUCAAGGGUUUUUUGCUCCCUAAACUUAGGACUCUGUGAUAAGGGAGCUCUGUUGUAUGGGGUUGCAUAGUACCUUUUAAGAAGUCACCCAGUGGGACAAGCCCAAGCCUCUCUACACACACUUUUUUUAAGAUUGUAGAGAUUUGCUUACACUUUGGCACAAAUAAUUUCACAAAGGGAUUGUAACUAGACCUGCGUGUUAAAUAACCAAAAAAGACAAAGAUGGAGAAUUUAGAGUCCUGAACUCUGUAUUGAAUUAUUGAAUGUACUGUACUGUUUUUUUUUUUUUUUACUUAAAUAUGAAUGUGCAUGCCACCCAGGUUUGUACUGCUAUUGUUUUGUUAAGAAAAAAAACUUUUAUUUUUGUCAUAAAUGAUAUUCCUCUUCUA